This is a messenger RNA of Haliotis rufescens (red abalone), 897 nucleotides long. RefSeq names its product early nodulin-75-like. Lineage: Eukaryota; Metazoa; Mollusca; Gastropoda; Lepetellida; Haliotidae. The record is from RefSeq and is a predicted model, not a curated record. The transcript has a single exon. The coding region runs from base 1 to 897 and encodes 298 amino acids.
AUGAACAGAAACACCAACAAUAACCUUAUCCAAAAGCCCAACAACCGCCUCACCAAAACACCCUACACCCACCCACAACAACCCUACACCCACCAACACCUUACACCCACCAACCAACAAACAACCCUACAUCCACCUACCAACAUCCCUACACCCUCCUACCAACAACCCUACACCCACCAACCAACAUCCCUACGACCACCUACCAACAACCCCACACCCACCUACCAACAACCCAACACCCUCCUACCAACAACCCUACACCCACCAAUAACCCUAUACCCACCCACCAACAAACAACCCUACAUCCACCUACCAACAUCCCUACGACCACCUACCAACAACCCUACACCCUCCUACCAACAACCCUACACCCUCCUACCAACAACCCUACACCCUCCUACCAACAACCUUACACCCACCCACCAACAUCCCUACGACCACCUACUAACAACCCCACACCCACCUACCAACAUCCCUACGACCACCUACCAACAACCCCACACCCACCUACCAACAAACAACCCUAUACCCACCCACCAACAACCCUACACCCACCUUCCACAAACCCUACACCCUCCCACCAACAUUCCUACACCCACCUACCAACAACCCUACUACCACCCACCAACAACCCUACACCCUCCUACCAACAACCCUACACCCUCCUACCAACAACCUUACACCCACCCACCAACAUCCCUACGACCACCUACUAACAACCCCACACCCACCUACCAACAUCCCUACGACCACCUACUAACAACCCUACACCCUCCCACCAACAUUCCUACACCCACCUACCAACAACCCUACUACCACCCACCAACAACCCUACACCCACCUACCAACAACCCUACACCCAUCUACCGACAACUCUACAACCUCCCCCACUAA